This is a messenger RNA of Labrus bergylta (ballan wrasse), 6105 nucleotides long. The record is from RefSeq and is a predicted model, not a curated record. Lineage: Eukaryota; Metazoa; Chordata; Actinopteri; Labriformes; Labridae.
CUCCUCUGUCUCUCUCUCUCUCUCUGUCUAUCCCUCUCUUUCCCCCCCCUCUCUCUGGUGUUGAUUCUUAACUCGUGGUCAGACAUCUAUCCUAACAUCAUCGCCAUGGGUUUCCCCGCCGAGCGCUUGGAGGGAGUCUACAGGAACAACAUCGACGACGUCGUCAGGUUUCUGGACUCAAAACACAAACAUCACUACAAGAUCUACAACCUGUGUGCUGAGCGACAUUAUGACACUGCAAAGUUCAACUGUCAAGUGGCUCAGUACCCAUUCGAGGACCACAACCCGCCCCAGCUGGAGCUGAUCAAACCGUUCUGCGAGGACCUCGAUCAGUGGCUGAGCGAAGACGAGCAGCACGUUGCCGCCAUCCACUGCAAGGCGGGAAAAGGUCGUACCGGCGUCAUGAUUUGCGCCUACCUGCUGCACCGGGGGAAGUUUAAGAUGGCUCAGGAUGCGCUGGACUUCUACGGAGAGGUCCGCACCCGCGACAAAAAGGGCGUCACCAUCCCCAGCCAGCGGAGGUACGUCAUCUAUUACAGCUUCCUGCUGAGGAACCAGCUGCUCUACAAACCUGUCGCCCUGCUCUUCCACAAGAUGCUGUUUGAGACCAUCCCCAUGUUCACCGGAGGAACCUGCAAUCCUCAGUUUGUAGUUUAUCAGUUGAAGGUGAAGAUCCACACCUCUAGCCCCGCCCACACCCGGCGGGAGGACAAACUGAUGCUGUUCGAGUUCCCUCAGCCACUUCCUGUCUGCGGGGACAUUAAGGUGGAGUUCUUCCACAAACAGAACAAAAUGAUGAAGAAGGAAAAGAUGUUUCACUUUUGGGUAAACACCUACUUCAUCCCGGGCCCGGAGGAGGGCCUCGACAGACUGGAGAACGGCAGCGCCGGGACGCCACGGGAACCCGGCGACAGAAUGCAUCACUACCCGGGGAUGAUGACCCCCGCCGCCAUGAUGACGGGAGGAGAACCUAACGACAGAGAUUACCUGGUCCUGACCUUGACUAAAAACGACCUCGACAAGGCAAACAAGGACAAGGCCAACAGGAACUUCUCCCCAAACUUCAAGGUGAAGCUGUUUUUCACAAAGACGGUCGAGGAAGGAGCUAACUGUGACUCGAGCAGCACGUCCUCGGUGACGCCCGACGUCAGCGACAACGAACCGGAUCACUACCGCUACUCAGACACGACGGACUCGGACCCGGAGAACGAGCCUUUCGAGGACGACCAUCACAAUCAGAUCACAAAAGUCUGACACACACACACUCACACACAAACACGUACACACACACUCAUUCAUUCAUAUACGUAUAUGUAUAUAUACAGGAUAUAUACAGUAUGUAUGUAUACACACUCAUGAACCCCAAGCUAAGACUAGCCUGUUAGCUAGCGGAGGGAAUAUAACCGACGGACCAGGCCUGAUCUGAGGACUCUGACAUUAAAGAGCUCAGGUCAGUAUAGACCCCCCUCCCUUCCCUCCCUCUAAUCUUCUGCCCAAUGCACAGCUGGACAAUCACAUGACAUGGCGGUCAGAGGUGAGGAGGGCGGGGCCAAUGGACGGCGAAUGGACAAUGAGACAGAUGAAUGGACAGACAGGAGAUAAAAAAUAAAGGAGUAAAACUUGAAUAUAAACAAACUGAAAGACAAGUAGACUUCUUUAGUGACUACACCAAGAUGUUUGUUGGAUAAACCCCAUGUGUCCUUCCUUCCUUCCUUCCUUCCUUUCUUCCUUCCUACCUUCCAGUUAAGCAGACCAAUCUUCAUUUUUUUUUCCUUCUCUUCCUGCUUCAAUCCUCAGUUCUGUUAAGCUUUGUCAGGGGAGACAACUCUUCUCUCUGUGUGCUAGCAUCGUUCAGUCCAAAUUUUUACAAAGCUAUGACUUCGCUGUAGAACUCUUUUUUUUUGUCAUGAAAUGACCUUGUGUUGAUUUUAAAGGCCAGCAAAGAUUACCAUGAGUUUAAACACCCCUAUAUCUUUUUUUAUUGGUGUCAUAUUAGGGAAUGAUUAAGCUAACAAUCUUCCUUUUUUUUUUUUUUUUUUUUUUACAAAAAUAUUUUCCUUCUUGAGUCCAACAGGCACUUAACUGAAGGACACUAAAAACAGAAACCCAAUCAGUUAACCAUCAGAAGUUGUCGGUUCCGCUGCCAAAUUGAUCUCAUUAAGAUAACGACAGCGUCUCAGUUUGACCCAGUUUGUUUUGAGGUGGCUCAAACUGGAUUUUAAGUUUCCACACAUCAAAACAAACCCAGCAACACUUUGGACAAUGCUGGACCGUCUGGUCUGGUCCAAACCAACUUAGACGACUGUUCCUCAUUGACUCAGAGUAAUCCAGUCUGACUCACUUGGUUUAAGCAAGUUAGCACAUGAUUGUUUGGGGAAAGCCUGAGCUGCUCCAGACCCGUCUAUUCAUGUCAGUUUGGACCAACGUACUAGAGUUCUGGCCUGUUUGGACCACUCAAUCUUAGUUGGUGUGGACCAGUCAGAAAUGGUUUGGAUCAGUUGGUGUAAGAUGAUUUGUAAUGAGUCAUUUUGGGAAAACCCUCAGUGAUUAAUUUGGCAGCAGAACUGGUCUGUCAGAAAACGACAGCGUCUCAGUUUGAUCCAGUUUGUUUUGAGGUAGGAGAUUAGCUCAAACCAAAUCAAAUCAAACAGGAACACCUUGGAUCAUGCUGGAAUAUCUGGAUUGGUCCAAACCGACUGUUCCCAUUGACUCAGAAUAAUCCAGGGACGUGAUCGGUUGAGCUGCUCCAGAAACAGAAACUAUCUUUGUCAGUUUGGACCAACGUACUAGAAAGUUCUGGCCUGUUUGGACCACUCAAUCUUAGUUGUUGUGGACCAGUGAGAAAUGGUUUGGAGCAGUUGGUGUAGGCUGAUUUGUAACGAGUCAAUUCUCCGACAAGCCAGUCUUACAGUUUGGACCGCUCAACCGCUGUGAACUUAAUGGUCUAAGCUGGUUUGGACGAGUCCAAGUCAGUUAGUAAUGCAAAUACAUAAAGGCAUUCUUUUACCUCAUAAAUCUUUUAGAUGUGAUGGUUCUCCAUGCCAAGUUUAUAUUGCUCUUGACAUCGGAGACUCUCCCCUUCUGAACCCCCUAGGAUUCUUUUUAAACCGUCUUCCCAGUCUUGAUUACGUUUCAAACCAAGUUGGACGGGUCUUCUUGCUGGUUUUUUGUCAAAAAAAAUCUGACCAGUGUUUGCCGGUUUGGACUGGAUUUUGUAAACAGCACACAGAGAGACGUGACGGUUUGAAUGUGACAAUGGGAAAGAGAAACUUUCACAAUCUGCUGCAGUUCUGUCAAUCAUCUACUGUCUAAAAAAGACACCUACAGUACAAACCUACUGUGAACAAAAUGCUACUACUGCUUUUCUGUCUUGUCUGUCCGUCUUCAGUUUUGCACAGAAGGAUUCUCUUCCGCCCUUCAGUCAGCUCCUACAGUUCCAGCAAACAUAUUUUUGUUAUUCUCUGACUUAUAUCCAACAUUAAGCUAAACAAUAAACAAGCUACACACAGUAUAACCAUUCCUUCAGCCGGAUCUAUACACUUAUGUAGGCUAGCACACACUGAUGCAAACUAAAGCAGAAACCUAGGACUCGAGGCGCUCGGAUUGAUGGGUGCCAUGCCGGUGGCGGGGUUUGCACAUUAUAAGGACAGUUCGUGAAUAUAGAUGCCUUUGCACGAUGAGUCUAUCCAAGAAAGCUAAUAUGGCUCAUGUGUAAGUAGUUUUGUCAAGCUGAAAGAUUGUUCCUGAGACUCUGUGGGGUUUUAGCUGAGCAGGCUUGAAGUCAGGACGGCAUCUUCAGGUGGGGUUUGCUUGAUAGAGUUCAAGUAAAAAAUAAAAAAAAAGAUCUAGAUCGAUUUCUGUUCCAUGUGCAGCUCCCUUUUGUGCUCCUAAAGAGUUGAAUUGCGGGUUUACUGGCCAGGCAAUGUUGAGAAACCCAAAAUCAACCAAGGUGCUUGAGUUGUGUUUAAGCUUGUCAUUGAACCAACAGCCGACUGCUGACCAUACAGCUUCCAGCAGGUUCCACAGGCGAUCACCACCGGUCUUACGAGCCAUUAGAUUUAGCCUCCGUGUGUCUUUGGUUUCUGACAGUUCAAUAAAAGGUAAUGUUCUAUAACUAUAACUCUGUCCGUAGACUAUUAACCGUUUGAUUCAUUACUACUUUGUGGAAUCCUUGGCGACUGUCCCUCUUGACAACCUGGGCAGUUUGGGAAACAUGUUAGCAUUACAGCAAGUUUGAGACUUUUCCAUCCGGGCUAUACAGAAGCCAGUGACCAUAAGGGAUGCUCCGUUUUCUUUAUCACCAGGGCAUUACCAAUCCCAAUAUAUUCCCAAGGAGGUUCCUGUAUUUGGGACUUUUACUACAUUUAACAUUUUAUAGAUGUACCCUCUUACAUUGGCAAAGUAAGGUUCCUCCUAUGAGACAAGUGUUCUCCACCAAAAGCCCCUUCAAUUGGACUUAAAACUGACACAACCCUUCACUUUUCAGAAAUAGGUGUUGUUAAGAGCUUCUUGUUUGUCAUAGCAGCCCAAUUUGCCCUGAUGGCUCUGAGAGAUUGGAGCAUCCUUAAUGGUCAUCUUAACAAACGUCUGCUUCCAGAUUGGACGUGGGUAAAAAGUUUAAGUCUUGAUGUCUGAUUUUUUUCCGUCCUAACAUUUGGUGCUACUUCCUAUCAUUGGCUCGGUGUUGGCCCUGUUUGACCCUAAAGUUGUUGAAGUUGUUGCUAUCGACCCUGUAGGCCUUUUCAAGAUUGUGGUCACACAAGAUGCAUUUCAGAGGCUCGAAAACAACAAAAAUUUAGAUUUUAUUCUGCAAAUGAAGCCAUUGUCGCUGUUGGACCCAGUAGAAGAUGCCGGGAAGUACCGUUCCCAACCUUUAAUUCCAUCUUGGUGUCAACUGUCCCCAAACUCAGAGUCAAUGCCGCAGUGUUAACCAGCAUUGGAAGGCUAAUGACAUGUUGAAUGAGUUUUGGUUACAGUCAUGACAUCCCAAAUGUGAAAAAGAACAGGGUCUACCCCUACAGGUUGGGGAGGGAAACGGUUCCACAGGUACUUGUCUGGGACUAAUCCCAACAUCCAGAAGGCACAUGUUCCUUCUUAGUUGUGAUACUCCCAAACUCCUCCAAGAAAUGACCUCUGAGUUCUUGGCUAAUUCUCAGCUCAGAGACCCUUGAUGGUUAACAAAUAACAUAAUGGAAGUUGACUCACUUUCUCUUGAAAGAAGGAAGUGAACAAAAUAGGAAUUCUUGACAGAUUCUAAACAUCUGAAUUACAACAGUAGCAUUGGACAGAAAGUUGGACUUAAGUCUUGGAAUAAGAAGAAGUUGCCUACCUGUGAUAGUAUGUCCUGUGUGACCACAUCUUGAGGUUUAGAUCUCUUAGCUACAUGCUAAGCUAACAGUAAACCAGUCCAUUUGAACAGCCAUUGGUGGGCCUACACUGAAUUUAUUGGGUUUUGAGGUGCUAAGCUAAGCUAAGCUAGGGCAAAUUUCUGAGCCUGUUGCUCUUCUGUGGUGCUCUUUACCAGCCACGAGUGUUCGUCCAGUCUCGAUCUGUGACGCUGAGCAGCUCUGUCAUCAGUGGCGCUAUAUCCACAGGCUCUCUCUCUGUGUGUUUGACAAGCAACAGCAACACACUUCCUGUCCUGAGUCCUGUUAGGUGCUGUCAGGCCUGGCCUCACCUCCUGUCAUCAACCGUGUGGACUUGUUCAACAGAGGAGUUUAGGAGCUAAAAAUGUUCAAUCAGAACGGCUACUUGAAACAGUUUGGAUUCCAGAAGUAGAACCAGCAAACCUAAAUUUUCCCCAGGAUCAUAACCAUUAUUGGGCGUCAAAUGGAAUUGCUCAGUCAAGGUUAGAUCCGUUGAAUUCUCUUUAUCAAACAAGUAAUUCUUUGAUAACUUCUCCAUUGGUGAUACAAUCUUCCCUUUUACCUCCCAUAGCAUCCAGAAUCGUAUUAACACUUGCGAUAUUUGCACAUCUAACCAGCUAAUUGGUUGAUACAUGUGUUCAUCAGGAGGCGGGUAUGAAAUGUCAAGUAAAUGUCGCCAAACAUUGCCCAAGUUUGGUUCCAGGCCUUAAAUCGAAAUGCGUACAUCUUAAAAUGUUUU